This is a messenger RNA of Oreochromis niloticus (Nile tilapia), 5111 nucleotides long. Its product is annotated as NLR family CARD domain-containing protein 3. The transcript has 11 exons. The record is from RefSeq and is a predicted model, not a curated record. Gene Ontology annotation, molecular function: protein binding. Lineage: Eukaryota; Metazoa; Chordata; Actinopteri; Cichliformes; Cichlidae. The coding region runs from base 460 to 4122 and encodes 1220 amino acids.
ACUGCUGAGCUCUCUCCUCGUUUCUCUGUAAACUGAAAACAGUUUCGGUUUCUACGCAGAGCUGCGGGUCGUUUUUCUGGCUACAAGGUAUUUAAAAGUCUUCUUUUACUGAGCACCACUCAUAACGUAACAAUGCUGAAUGUACAUUUGAGCUUGUAUGUAAAAUGUGCAACAUCUAAACAGGUACGAGGGCAAAUACAGCCAGCAGGGAGUGGGCCGAACUGCAGGCCCAGCGUCGUUUCAUUGGUUUCAUGUAUCAUAGUUUAAUUGAUGGCGCGACCAUAGCUGGACUGGGCAUCGGACAUACCGGGCAUUUGGUGAUUUUUCGUUUUUAUGGGCCGAUGGGGGGGGGGUUGCUUUUUGUAACGGUAUAAACAGUGAAAGGUGGUGGAUUGGCCAACUGUAAAAAUAACUCAAUUGUGUGGUGGUGUCGGAGCUUCCGCAGAGGCCAGCAGGUGGAUGAGGGAAAGGAGAGGCAAGAGGAGAGACCCGAGGCGGCCGCCGGUGGUCCACUCAGCCAUGAGUCAGUGUGGAGACACAGAGGAGGUGGUCGCACCAUCUAAAGGUGCCAAGAGCAUGGAAGACUGCCUGGAUAAUGAAGCUAUGGGGAUGCCGAAGCAGUUAUCACGCUCUCCUCUGUCCAGCUGUAUGUCCAUGAAAAGUGACUGGUCUAUGGACCCGCCUUUAAAUUUCAAAGAAGGGAACCUCUCUGUUGACAAAAGAGUCGGGCAACAAAAGUCUGAGGUUCAUAGCUGUCAGUCUGCUCAGCGGCAUCAAACAACGUUGGACUCAGUUUUUAUGCUGCUUGAAGAGAACAUUAUCACUUUUGUGAAGAAUGAGCUUAAAAGGUUUCAGAGGAUUCUGCAAAGUUCCACCUGCCCAGAGAAGGAGAGUGAGGAUGAGGAUGUGUCAGCUUCUAAGGCUGAAGAGCAGAAAUGGAGCACCAGGGAGGCUUUUGUAAAGAUCACAUUGGACUUUCUGAGGGGGAUGAACCAGGAGGAGCUGGCUGUCUGUCUGCAGAGCAGAGUGGGUGCAUCCAUUUGCCAGGAUAAACUCAAAUCAAAUCUUAGAAAGAAGUUCCAGCAUUUGUUUGAGGGAAUUACUAAAGCAGGAAACCCAGCACCUCUCAAUCAGAUCUACACAGAGCUGUACAUCACAGAAGGAGGGACCGGAGAGGUCAGUGACGAACAUGAGGUCAGACAGAUCGAAACAGCAUCUAGACGACAUGCGAGGUUAGAAAAGACAAUCACCUGUAAAGACAUAUUUCAGCCGCUGGUGGGAAGAGAUGAACCAGUCAGAACAGUGCUGACAAAGGGAGUGGCUGGUAUUGGGAAAACGAUAUUAACACAAAAGUUCACUCUAGACUGGGCAGAAGGCAAAAACAACCAAGAUAUCCAGUUUACAUUUCCAUUCACUUUCAGGGAACUAAAUGGAUUAAAGGAGGAAAAGGUGAGCUUGGUAGAACUUGUUCAUCUCUUCUUCUCUGAAACAAAGGAUGCAGAAUUUUGCAGAUUUGAAGACUUCCAGGUUGUGUUCAUCUUUGACGGUCUAGAUGAGUGUCGACUUCCUCUGGACUUUCAAAAGAAUAAGAUCCUAACUGAUGUCACAGAGUCCACCUCAGUGGAUGCACUGCUGACAAACCUCAUCAGAGGGAAACUCCUUCCAUCUGCUCGACUCUGGAUAACCACACGGCCUGCAACGGCCAGUCAUAUUGAUCCUAAAUGUGUUGACGUAAUAACAGAAAUCAGAGGGUUCACUGACUCGAAGAAGGAGGAGUACUUCAGGAAGAGUUUCAGGGAUGAGGAGCAGGCCAGCAGGAUCAUUUCCCACAUUAAAGCAUCACAAAGCCUCCACAUCAUGUGCCACAUUCCAGUCUUCUGCUGGAUCACUGCCACGGUUCUGGAGGAUGUGCUGAAAACCAAGAAGGGAGGAGAGCUGCCCAAAAACUUGACGGAGCUGUACAUCCACUUCCUGGUGGUUCAGGCCAAAGUGAAGAAGGUCAAGUAUGAUGGGGGAGCUGAGACAGAUCCACACUGGAGUCCAGAGAGCAGGAAGAUGAUUGAGUCUCUGGGAAAACUGGCUUUUGAUCAGCUGCAGAAAGGAAACCUGAUCUUCUAUGAAUCAGACCUGACAGAGUGUGGCAUCGAUAUCAGAGCAGCCUCAGUGUACUCAGGAGUGUUCACCCAGAUCUUUAAAGAGGAGAGAGGACUGUACCAGGACAAGGUGUUCUGCUUCGUCCAUCUGAGUGUUCAGGAGUUUCUGGCUGCUCUUCAUGUCCAUCUGACCUUCAUCAACUCUGGAAUCAACCUGCUGGAAGAGGAACAAACAACCACUCAGAUGUCAAAGCCUAAUCAAUAUGAACUGAAACUCUUCUACCAGAGUGCUGUGGAACAGGCCUUACAAAGUCCAAAUGGUUACUUGGACUUGUUUCUACGUUUCCUUUUGGGCUUGUCACUGCAGUCCAAUCAGACUCUCCUACAAGGACUACUGAAAGAGACAGGAGUAAACUCACAGAUAAACCAGGAAGUUGCCAAGUACAUCAGAGAGAACAUUGGGGAGAAUCUGUCCCCAGAGAGAAGCAUUAACCUGUUCCACUGUCUGAAUGAGCUGAACGACCACUCUCUAGUGGAGAAGAUCCAACAGUCGCUGACAUCGGGAAAUCUUUUCACGGUUAAACUAUCCCCUGCUCAGUGGUCUGCUCUGGUCUUCAUCUUACUGUCUUCAGAAAAAGAUUUGGAUGAGUUUGACCUGAGGAAGUACUCUGCUUCUGAAGAAGGUCUUAUGUGGCUGCUGCCAGUGGUCAAAGCUUCCAGUAAAUCUCUGAUGAUUGGAUGUAACCUUUCGAGCAGAAGCUGUAAAGCGCUGUCCUCUGUUCUUAGCAAGUCCUCUAGUUUAAAAGAACUGGACCUGAGUUACAAUAACCUGCAGGAUUCAGGCACAAAGACAAUGUUUGCAGACCUGGAGAAAAACUUUAAACUGGAGGUUCUCAGGCUAAGUGGCUGCGAGCUUUCAUGGAGAAGCUGUAAAACUCUCUCCAGAGUUCUCAGCAGUCAGUCCUCUACUCUGGAAGUGCUGGAUCUAAAUAAUAACGACUUGACAGAUUUAGCAGUCAUGCAUCUCUUCACACCACUUCAGAGUCAACUGUGUACAAUGAAGAUUGUCAGGCUGGGUGGUUGUAGCCUGUCGAAUGAAAGCUGUGAAGCUCUUGCUUCAGUCCUCAGUUGCCAGUCAUUCAGUAUGAUAGAGCUGGACCUGAACAAUAAUGACCUGCAGGACUCAGGAGUGGAGCUGCUGUCUCGUGGACUGAAGAGUCCUCAGUGCAAACUUGAAACUCUCAGCCUGUCAGGUUGUCUGAUAACAGAGAAGGGCUGUGCUUCGUUGAGCUCAGCACUGAGUUCAAACCCUUCUCAUCUAAGAAAGCUGGAUCUGAGUUAUAAUCACCCUGGACCCACAGGAAUGACGCUCUUCUCUGCUGCACUGCAGGAUCCACUCUGCAGACUGGACUCUCUAAGCCUGGAAAACUGUGGAGCUCAACGGUUGAAACCAGGACUGAAGAAAUAUGCCUGUGAACUCAAAAUGGACCCGAACACAGUACACAGGAACCUUUACCUGUCAGAAAACAACAUUGUGACAGAUGACGAUGAGGAAUGGCUGUAUCCAAAUCACUCUGACAGGUUUGAGUGCUGGUACCAGCUGAUGUGUACAAGUGGCCUGACUGGUCGCUGUUACUGGGAGGUGGACUGGAGUGGGCUGGUAUCUAUAGGAGUGACUUACAGAGGGAUUAAAAGGAGUGGUUGUGGUAUUGACAGUCGUAUUGGUGGGAACAACAUCUCCUGGAGUCUGGACUGUUCUGCUGAUAAUUAUUCUGCAUGGCAUAAUAACUCAGUCCGGAUCACAGAUAGCCCUGCUCCCUCCACUGAAACAAACACAGUGGGAGUGUAUUUGGACUGGUCUGCUGGUACUGUAUCCUUCUACAGAAUCGUUUUUGAUACACCGAAACACAUCCACACGUUCCACUGCAGCUUCACCGAACCUCUUUAUCCUAUCUUCAGGAUACGGUCAGAGUUCACCUAUGGUGUUUACAACUCUGUGUCUCUAUGUCAGAUGGAUGCAGAAGACUAAAUGCAAACUGGUUUCCAUACAUGUUUAUUUGAAGAAUUUUAUAAUUUGAAGAUAACUGACGAACAUGGACUAUAAUGGACUCUAACAGACACCAAGUUUUACAUCUUGGUUUGGCAGCUGCAAGUCCUGUGAGAAGCAACAACUCAAUAGGAUUGUUAAGACUGCCCAGGAGGAUUGUUGGUGCCCCUCUCUCGUCUCUGAAGGAGAUCUACAAACAGUGCUGCAUACGCAGAGCUAUCUCCAUCAUCAGAGACUCCCACCACCCCUCUCAUGGCCUGUUCUUCCUCCUGCCGUCUGGCAAGAAGUGCAGGAGCAUCAGCUGCAGAACCACCAGGAUGCUGGAAGGGUUCUUUACACAAGCUGUGAGACUGAUAAAUGGACUGUCCCCCUCCCCAUCCACUCAGCUACUCACACAGCUACACUGUAAGAUCCACAAGCGGACUGUGAUGCCCCCUAUCUACACACGGACACACAUACAAUAUACUCCCCAGAUACACACACUACUUAAUUUAACAACCCCCUUCUGUGAAAGGGCUGCUGCUACCUGCAUGAGUGUGACUAUUUAGACUCGUGUUUGUUUUAGAAUUUAGAUUCUAUGUUCUUUAUCCCUAUUAAUUUUAAUGAUUUAUUACUGCCUUUUUACUGCUCUUUUUAAAACUUUUUCUUUUUUAAAUUGUAUUGACUAUUGCACUGCAGAGGCUGGUGAGAAACAGUAUUUCGUUUCAGCCUGGGUAACACUAUAUGAAAUGACAAUAAACUUGAAACUAAUUCACUAUAAAGAUGGAUAAUUAAGGAGAAGAACAUUACAGGACAUCCAGGCCUUUAUGACUGUAACACAUGCCUGUAUUGCUGACUUGUAUCACUUGGCUUCAUGUAAAAAUAAAGAGAAGGGUAUUAUCUGCACUGUUUUCAAUAAUACAGCCUAAGGGAAUCAUGUAUACUAUUAAAACUGUAGCUUAAAUGCUGAAAUAAAUCUGUAUUUGACCAUC